This is a messenger RNA of Oreochromis aureus, 3923 nucleotides long. It is a transcript of the gene keap1a, whose product is annotated as kelch-like ECH-associated protein 1a. Gene Ontology annotation, molecular function: protein binding. The record is from RefSeq and is a predicted model, not a curated record. Bases 1009 to 2817 code for a protein of 602 amino acids. NCBI's taxonomy places the organism in Eukaryota, Metazoa, Chordata, Actinopteri, Cichliformes, Cichlidae. The transcript is spliced from 13 exons.
GCUCUGUGUGUGUGUGUGUCGGGUUGUUGGAUAAAGGGAUAUGUUGUUGUUAUUCUCGCUGAAGCGUGUUUCAGCUGCGUAACUAUUAUCUAAUUCCUGAGCCGCUGUCCUGCCCCAGUCGAAGUUCAGUUUCACUUUGAGGAAUGCGGCGUCCGACUAGUUGCCGUGUAGGUCUGAACAUGCGUAGUUAUUGCCCCGCACAAUGUUUGCGGAGUGAAAAGUUGCAGUGUCAUGUUGGUGUAUAUUCCUCCUCCCCCAACACCAGCACCGCCACCAACACUACAGCCUUUGGACGUCGGCCCUCAGCGACUCAGAGCACCGACGAAGUUCACAAGUGCACAUUUGUCCCUUUGACGUGGAGGACGAGAUAUCAGCGGGUUUCCUGGUAGGACGGAGAGCUCCGUACAGAGGAACACCGGCGAACACUUAUCGUGCUGAUUGGGCAAGUCUUGCGUAACUUGCUUGAGUUGGCUUCUGUAUGAAUGCGCCCCGUUCUCUUGCGACGAGGAGUUUUAGCUGCUGCCGAUCAGGUGUUUUUCUAGGAUAAGCAUCAUAUGAGUUGAAGAAGAAUCCCUGCUAUGACACAACUGAUUGCAGUUGCACACAUGUGCCAACCGCUUCCUUUUUUCAUGUAAAAACGCUAAAUGGCAGAAGACGUUGGGGAACGUCAGGAUGGACUACUUUGAAAAACCUGAGUUCUUUCAAAUCCAGACCAAAACAUCUGGACAUCUUACUUCGCCUGCUGGCUGUAGCAGUGAUCACCGAUGGAAUGUACUAUUACGCAGGGGGUUGUCGACAUGCUGAAAAACUAUUUUUGUGUUGAAUUUUUUUGGCAAAAUGGAGGAACUGAGGAUACUUGCACACUGUAGCCUUUACCUACUGAUGAGUUGAAGACCAAAGGAAUUUUCUCUGUUGAAAGUCUGAAUCCAAUGGGAUAAGAACUAAAAACGUUUGACUGUAAAAGACUGUAUCACUGAAAAACUAAAUCUAAAGUGCUUUCUACCCAUAAUGCACUGCCCUAAAAAGAAGAAACGUCCAACAUGCGACUCCGAUUUCUCAGCUAUUGUGGUUCCCUCUAUGCGUGGGUCUGGGUAUCUUGACUACACCGUCGAGACCCAUGCUUCAAGGGCCCUGAAGGCCAUGGAUGAGUUCCGGCAGAACGAAAUGCUGUGUGAUCUGGUGCUGCAUGUCACAUACAAGGAGAGGACAGUCGACUUCAAGGUUCACAAAGUUGUGCUGGCCUCCUGUAGCUCCUACUUCAGAGCCAUGUUUACCAGCAGCUUCAAGGAGUGUCACGCUUCGGAGGUCACCCUGCGUGAUGUCUGCCCUGAGGUGGUCGGGAGACUUAUUGACUUUGCCUACACCUCUCACAUCACAGUGGGAGAAAAGUGUGUAUUGCAUGUGCUUUUGGCUGCUAUGAGGUAUCAGAUUGAGGAUGUGGCAAAGGCAUGCUGCGAUUACCUGAUUAAACACCUAGAGCCAGCUAACGUCAUUGGCAUCUCCCGCUUCGCUGAGGAGAUCGGUUGCACAGAACUGCAUCAACAGAGCCGGGAGUACAUCAAUACACACUUCAGUGAGGUGACCAAAGAAGAGGAAUUCUUCAGCCUUACUCACUGCCAGCUGCUGGAGCUCAUCAGUCAGGACAGUCUUAAGGUGCUCUGUGAGUCCGAGGUGUAUAAAGCCUGCACAGACUGGGUACGCUGGGAUAUGGAGAGCAGAGCCCCCUAUUUGCAUGCCCUCCUGAAUGCAGUUCACAUCUAUGCGUUGCCACCUAAGUUCCUGAAGAACCAGCUGCUGUCCUGUCCCAUCCUCAGCAAGGCUAAUUCCUGUAAGGACUUCCUGUCCAAAAUCUUCCAGGAUAUGACCCUGAGGAAGCUUCCUCCUGCUCCUAAUCGGGGAACUCAGUUCAUCUACGUGGCCGGCGGAUACCGGCAGCAUUCUCUGGCAUCGAUGGAGGCUUACGAUCCAAGGAGGAAUAUGUGGAUAAAACUGGCUGACAUGGGGACGCCAUGCAGUGGUCUGGGAGCCUGCGCACUGUUUGGACUGCUCUACACUGUUGGAGGCAGAAACCUGUCACUUCAAACCAACACAGAGUCCAACGCCCUGAGUUGCUACAACCCCAUGACCAACCAGUGGAGCCAGCGAGCCUCCCUCAACAUCCCCAGGAACAGGGUCGGGGUGGGCGUGGUGGAUGGCUGCAUCUAUGCUGUCGGAGGCUCCCAGGGCUCGAUACACCACAACACGGUGGAAAAGUGGGAUCCGGAGUCUAAUCGCUGGACUUUUGUUUGUCCAAUGUCGGUUGCUCGCCUGGGAGCCGGCGUGGCGGUGUGCGGGGGGGCCCUGUAUGUAGUGGGGGGCUAUGAUGGACAGAACCGCUGGAACACAGCUGAGAAAUAUCAGCCUGACACUAACACCUGGCAACAGCUGGCUCCCAUGAAUACUAUACGCAGCGGACUGGGUUUGGUGUGUGUGAACUCUUACCUGUAUGCUAUAGGAGGCUAUGAUGGGCAGAGCCAGCUGGCCACUAUGGAACGCUACAACAUAGCCAGGAAUACGUGGGAGCCGAGGGCCUCGAUGCAGUACUCUCGCAGCGCACAUGGAGUCACUGUCCACCAGGGAUGCAUCUUCGUCUUCGGAGGUUUUAACCAACACGGCUUUCUGUCCAGCGUUGAAUGCUACUGUCCCGAUAGAAAUGAAUGGACGUCUGUCACAGACAUGCCCGUUGGACGCAGCGGCAUGGGCGUCGCUGUUACCAUGGAGCCCUGUCCCGGGAGCCUGCCUGAGGAAGACGAAGAAGAGGGAGAUGCAAUGGGAUGAGGAUAAAAUCUGUUGAAGUCUCAAGUGCUGAAUAUACUUCUAAGUGGUGCUGCUUUUCAAUGGGGAGCUGUGCAUUAAAUGACAAUAUUUCCAAAUAAAAACAGCUAUCCCCCACCUGAACUGAUCUCGGUUGCACUGUGGAACACUGCAGGUAUUGACUAUAUGGGAACUUUGAAGAGGAAGGAAUAUAUUUCUACAUCUGCUGGGGAUCAAGUGAUGCAGUCAGUAUAUGAUAGUGGCCUUGCAAUCAACAAGGUGCUACUGAAUUAAUUACUAUUUAAUUAAAUAUUGUUCUUCUUAAGCUUCUUUUUAACUCAGUGUUUUGUUUAGAAGGCGAACUUAUUUCUAGGUCCUCUCUACAUUUGACUGCUUCAUUUUGUGCCAAUGUAGUUUCACCCAAAGCUGCCUUUUUUCUGUGUAAUUACUUCACUCUGUUUCAAUGAAUCAAAUGUGUAAAUGAAUCAAAUGUGUAAAUGACAAAAAUAUUUAUAAUUUGCAUUUUCUCAUUUGCCAAUUUGUUUCACUUCUUGUGUUCUCAUCGGGGAAUCGUGCAGCUGCGGUAUGUAACAGCAGAUGCAUCACCACUAGAUGGUGGAAUAAGUCCAAGAACAACUGUGCACCGCAACAAAAAUGUCUUCUCUGGAUGGCCGUGCAAACGAACUCCUGUGACACUGACAGUUUAGAUAUGACAAAGGCUUUUUGGCUCUAAAUCGACAUACAGCCACCUGCCCAGGACUAAGGCAUGCGAGCACUAUGAGGAGUAAUAUCCCACUUUGAUAAAGAGUAUGUGUCUAUGUUUUAUGGCUCACAAUAGUUAGAGCUAACCUGCAGAACCCUCACAAAGCCUUUAUUCCAGCAUUUCACAAGAAAGACAAGGCGCUGGAGUCUAUACAGCAUUAGUCAUCGACCACAGACGUCACUUGCGUGUUUACCCAUCUCUGCACUACUGUGCUCUAUCUCCUCCAUGGCUCACCUGCAAUUAUCCUAGCAGGUUACCAAAAAAAAAGACUAUCCCAGACAGAGCUGUUAUUCAAAAACAAUAAUCAUGUUUUCUCAUGAGAUUUAUGAGAAACUAACAAAGGGAAGAAAUAAAAUGUUCACAUGUG